Diachasma alloeum is the source of this 2741-nucleotide messenger RNA. It is a transcript of the gene Hyccin, whose product is annotated as hyccin. Gene Ontology annotation, cellular component: plasma membrane. The transcript is spliced from 8 exons. NCBI's taxonomy places the organism in Eukaryota, Metazoa, Arthropoda, Insecta, Hymenoptera, Braconidae. Bases 225 to 1718 code for a protein of 497 amino acids. The record is from RefSeq and is a predicted model, not a curated record. Gene Ontology annotation, biological process: protein localization to plasma membrane; phosphatidylinositol phosphate biosynthetic process.
UUGACGUUCCGAACCUCAGAACGCACACUUUACGUCGUUCAGUCAAUCCACUGGUCAAUAAAAAAAUUGUGGUGUUAAUUUGGAGGUUUUUUGUUGAUACGUGGUGGGUGCUACGAUGAGGUCUGACACAAAUUCCACUCGUGAGUCUCGGAAAUUUAGAUAAACAACAGGGACACCUUUCAGAGGCUUCAGAUCAUUUUUCGGGACGAUAUAUCGACUUCAUCAUGACGGAGAGUCUGAUCAAUGAGUGGCUGAUCGACUGUGCUGAGUACUCGACGAGUGAAUUGAAGAGUUUCGCCAGCACUCUGGCACAGGACAGCGAGAUUGUUCGGGCUCUCUAUGUUUUAUUGGAGGAGAGGAGCAAGUACAAUGAGCUAGUGGACACUGUCUGCAAUCAGCUGUUCGAUUUCUAUCGCUCACGAGAGAUCGAACUCCAGAGGUUCACUCUCCAGUUCGUUCCUACUCUUAUCUUCAUUUACCUGAACUCUGUGGCACAUGGGGACAUCAAGAAUUGUCGAUCUGUCGAGACACUUCUGAUUGGUCUCUACAAUCUGGAAGUCGUGGACAAGAAUGGAGAGCCCAAAUCCGUGUCUUUCAGGCUUCCAUCACUGGCUAUGCUGUCUAUUUAUCAUGAGCCAUCAAGCCUGGCACCAGCAUCCCUAACCGAAAGUGCAGUUCGUCGUUUUGAGGAGUGCAAUUCAAAACUAGUAAGCUGGGGUCCACUCCAGCAAGUGGAGACUCUCAAUGCCCAGAACCGUCUCAAGGUCAUGACAGCACUUCUGUUUAUUUAUAAUCAACAGUUGAGUUACAUCAAUAAAUCAGCGCUGGAGCAGUUGUGCAAAGUGGCGACAAAACUCGUCACCCAGGGGUUCAUGAAACCAGGACACCAUCAACGCUCGUCCUACAGUGAAUCGAGUUUUGUCCCUCGCCUCCUCCCACGCAUUCCAGUGUCGAAUCAAUUUCUGUUGGAGUUUCUUCAUGGAAUUUAUUUUGCUAUGUACAAUGAUUGCUGGUACGUGGGUUGUCAGGCAGUGGAAGAUGUGCACAAUAGGGCAUGUUAUGACACAUAUCCUGAUGUUAUGCUGGUGACAAAUGCGAUAAGAAACUCUAGCAGCUCGGGACCUUCUGGACAACCUGGAGACAGUGCAAUGGGCACAGGGGUCGCCCUAUCACCAGCGACAGCUACACCAACGAUAUCCAAGUCAAUGAUCACGAAUGCCUCUUUCAGGACGAAGAAAUUGCCAGAUGAUAUCCCGAUAAUAGCGAAGGAAGAGGGCAGCGGGGAUGCAAAGGCAAACCUGGUGUCGAUAACUGAGGAGGGAGAGGGCGGGGACCCCUCGAGAGCCGGCUCGAUCCGCCAGUCGACGGGCAAAAGUGCAUCGAAAAUCUCGAAUUUCGGUUUAUCGAAGAAGCCGAAAGAUAAGGACGGAAAAUCCGCGAAGAAUGGCUACGUCCAGGGGACUGAGAAGGAGAAGAAGUCGAGUGGACAGAUGUCGAAGGAGAGCGUGCGGGGCAGUCGGCCAAUGCUCAAUAGUGACGAGGUAGACGCCAAUGGGGCUGCUGGAAAAAAGAAAAAUGAUGGCGAUAACAGCACCAUUGUCGAGCAUGAGAAACAUCUGUCUGCUGAUGUGUCAGAGUCCGUAGAACUCGAGCCUGCGAUCGGCCACAGGCACGAGUCAGACAAUAUUCCAUCGUCAGUCCAAGUCAGUUCAGUUUGAGGAGUUGGUUUUUUAAAUUAAUUAAAUGUCGCUCGAGGAUCAUUUUAGUUGUCGAGUCCUAGGGAUCAAUUGACGUCGAAGAAUCAUUCGUUGGAUAAUGUUUCUGGAUUUUUUAACUGUCUAUGAUAUCACUGCCACCUCAACAUUAAUAGAAGUAGCCGAGAGGGUUAAGGAAUUUUUUCAAAGUCGAUAGACAUUUCGAAUCAGUUUUUUAUCGCGUUUUCUACGUUCGAUGGUUUUUUUUUGGUGAUUGUUUCGGAAUUUUAGGGGAGGAUUCGGUGAAUUGGUGGAACUGCGGACCUGACUCCAGUUAUCAAUGUAUAUAUUCAGAUUUAUCUUGUUGAACGUUGUAAAUUUUGUUCAGAUAGUUCGUUAGGAUUUCAAAUGAGAAAUUAGUAGUUAGUAUGCCUUUAACGAACCGUUGAGCCUGUUCAUAUUAUGUAAAUACGUCGAGGUUAACCGUGUACUAAUUACUCUUCAGAAUCAAAUCGUCUUCACCCAAUUUUAGCUAUAAAAAGUUGGCCUUUUCAGUGUUAUAGAAUCGAUGUGACAUUUCAAAUGUGUAUAUAACAAAUUUUCAAUCUUCGGGAGUCGACACGAGAGCCAAAAUUGUACUUAAAUUGUCGGUAACAGAUUAUUUUUCUUAUUUAACGAUUCCGUCAAAAUGUUUGUCUGGCUCUUCAAUGAAAAAUUCAAUAUAUCGCAUUAUUAAUUUCCGAGAUAUUUCAGGAGUAAAUUAAAAUGCGCAAUUCAUCAAAAUAAUGAGAAUUCAAUAUUAAAAAUACUGUAAAAAUAACGAUUUAUUUCGAAAUAUUAAAAUGUAUCAACUACGGAGAAUCACAAAAGUAAUAAAUUCCAAUUAACUCAUCCCAGAAUUCUGAGCAUCUUAUCGUAAAAUAAUGUGAGAGUUCAAUAUGAAACUAGUCGACGUUUUGAUCUCAUUCGAGAUCCUCUUCAGGACUUCCCACUCUUCAUUAAUCUGUGAGUAACGACACAAUUAUUAAAAUGAAAAUAUUAAAAAUA